Molecule: messenger RNA, 422 nt
Organism: Durusdinium trenchii
Lineage: Eukaryota; Dinophyceae; Suessiales; Symbiodiniaceae
Source: the annotation of a GenBank genome assembly
AGACAUUGUGGCCCAGCUUCCCCUGAAAGCGCUUCAGCUUCCUAGGUCUUCCGAAGUCCCAAGAUGGCCGUGGUGUCUUCACUCCGAGCAUCUUCGCCAAAGCCCACCGGCCUUGAGGUCAAGGUGCGCAGUGACAAGAGUUUGGAGAUUUGCUGGGACUCUUGUGCAGCGACCGCAGAAGUUGAUGCCUGCUUUGAGCUGGAGAUUCAGCACUUCUCCUUUGCAGGGCCAAUGAUUCAGCCGGAUCACUCGACUGUGAUGGAGGUAAAUGCUCUUGCAGCGCACGUGUUGCAUCCCGAGCGUCUUCGAAAAGAUCAAGCUUGGGUGGUCAAGAUUGGCCUCAGAGGCAAAUCGGAACAGGGUUCAGCAAAUGAAGCAAGUUACUUGGGAUGACGAGCUUCCAGAGAAGGUCUCCAAGAAGG